Messenger RNA from Ostrea edulis (European flat oyster), 4114 nucleotides. RefSeq lists its product as uncharacterized. The transcript has 2 exons. The record is from RefSeq and is a predicted model, not a curated record. Lineage: Eukaryota; Metazoa; Mollusca; Bivalvia; Ostreida; Ostreidae. The coding region runs from base 492 to 1796 and encodes 434 amino acids.
GAUCAUAUUACUGAUUCAAGCUUUAAAUCGUUCCAGUCUCUAGUUUUACGUUUUUGAUGUUAUGUAAAGAAGGAACUUUUAACGGCGAUGACAGGAUUUAGCUAACCGAUAUUCAUUAAUUUCAUGACCGUCUUUCAAACGUGAAAUUGAAUACUACAAUAGUUUAUUACUACUUUGAACUAGAGUUGGCAAAAUAUACGUAGACGCGAUUUGAAAUGCAAUUCUUUAAAUGGAAUUUAAGCCCCCCUUUAUAAAUGCCCGGGAUCCUGUACAUUAGCGACAAUUUCCCCGUAUCUGAGAAAUCACUGGUCAUAAAGAAUAUAUACGCUGGCUCACGACAGACAGUGCGUUACCGGGAUUCGUGCAAAAUGGAAUCUCUCCAGAUUAUUCUUUGUCAAAAAUUGUGAUACUGUUUCCGGAGAUAAGUCAGUCAGAUCUGAUCUAUUUACACCACCUUCCAUAAUGGUGUUCGUAUUUACCAGAUUGUCAAAAUGAAGAAUUCCUUUUACAAUGUGAGCACAGUUGGGAACGGCGACAGUGUUUUUAUCUACCCAUUAGAUGGUUCCAUGAGUCUUCUGGGAUCAGGAACUAAAGACUUAAUGGUUCACCGCCUUCAGGCACCACCAGGUGGCGUCAAAACAAAACAUGUCGGCUUCCACGGAGUGAUGAAAUACAAAUAUCCGGGGGAAUCAAAGGCAGAAAAUCAACGGAAAGGGAUUCUGAAAAAUUCCGCCGCUUGUCAGUUUGAUGGACGCGCGUCUCAGAAACUUGAUGUGUCAAAAAUUCAAUGUGUUUUGAAGAAAAGGAAAACUUCUGCCAAUGAAAAGCAAUCAAAUAGUUCGUGUGGUUCAAAGAGCCAAAAGAAGGUUAAAUUUGACGAUAAAAUCAACAAACUAACCGAACUGGGCAAUAAGUAUGCUGUAGAUCAGGACAUGCGCAUACGUGCCGGUGAUACUGCGUCUCACAUUAGGCAACAACAUCAGAUUCAGAGGGUUUCAGUCAAACCAACUCACGCAGUACCACGUGAUCACGCGAAGACAUCAAUGAAAUUCUCAAAUGUCUACGACUUACGGGAUUCGCCCGAAAAUAGAACGACAUCCCCUCGGUCUCAUACCAAAUCUACGUCAACAAACAGCGGAAGUUUGAAUUGCCGAACAUCUGGGGAUUCGUAUCCACUACUACAUAAUGUAGAAACUGACGUCGAGGAUUUUGUAAGGAUGGAAUUUUGCGAAGAUGGAGUCAUUCCGAUCUAUAACCCGCGAGAGACGACCUACCACGGAGCUCCAGAGCCGGCGACCGGCGAAGUCGCGGCGGAAUCCAGCAACCAAUUGAUCGAAAACGGCAUCCCGGUGUUUACAAAGACAGGAAAGUUUGUAAGGACAACCAGACUAAAUAAUUACAUACGAGAGAAAAAAUGCGAGAGCGAAAACGAAGAAAAUCUGAAGCCCGAAAAACCGAGUUAUCGCUUGGCUGCAGAAUCCAAACGAAAAGACAAAUCAAAUCUGAAUUCAACAGAAUCGAAACGGAUAUCUUCCGCACAGAAGACCUCCGUGAAAACAACGACGAACACUGCAGGUGGUGCUAAAAUUACUCGGUCAAGCAUGAAGCCUUUUAUGUUUACUCGUUUCAAUACAGAUCAGGGUCCGCCGACACCCCAUCCAAUCACAGAUGGCCAUAAAAACUUUUGUGAUGACGGGAAGACUUAUGACAUCAUCAGGUGGCUUACCAGUGUCAAAGAGAUCCAAACCACAGAAGGUUUUUCGAGUUUACACAUCGAGCACGGGGUCCGUCAAUGAAAUGGUACAAAAUGUGCCUUAUAGUGUCAGUAUUAAUCUCGUAAUCCAGGUGCUUUAUAUUUGUUUUACGAAUCAGACUUUGUGUACUGAUCAUUUAUUUUUGUUUUACCUUGGACUGAUGUGACGCUCCGUCAAAACUCGUCACUUGUUCGACGUCACACGGCGAGCAGCAAAUUCAGACGGCAACAUGACGUCCACAAUUAACGUAUUUUUAAUUUUGAUACAAAUGUUUCACCAUGAAGUUUUGUUCCUCGCCAAAAGCGAACUUAUAAGGUUUGUCAUUGACUGUCUAUGGGAAUAUGUCGAGUUGUUAAAGUCUAUAGAAGGCGAGGCCUUCAUGGACUUAAACAACCCGACGCAUUUCCGUAAACAGUCAGUAACAAACCUGAUAAGUUUCACACACUUACAUAGCAUUACAACUUUUAUAUACAUUUAUAAGCGUUAUCGCAGGUUUCAUUACCAGUUGUCACAUAACUGAACAUGAAACACUUUCGUUCUUUUUCUUUCGUUUCGGUUAAAGAAUGGAAAUCGUGUACGUUCAGAUGUGGAGACUCACCCCCAUCCCCCCACCCCCCGAUACGCCCUAUGUUCCGAUUCUAAGACAAUGUGUUCAUUCGCCAUCAACCUUAGUACAGAACUUAAAGCUUUUAUGAUCUAACUCUAACACCAGCCGUCUUCCGUUUGUGUGGUGUAGAUAUUAAUUUCUAAUUAUAUUAUUGUUGAUGUGUGACGGGGUUGUCUAAGUACCUGAGUUGUCGUUCUUGAUUUUCGUUUUCGUUCUUGAUUUUCGUGCAUUGAACGUCAUACAAGGGCUAGACACAUUUUUUUUUUACCACGCAGAACAAUUAAGAUCGUAUAUGUAGGAGGCUGUAUGAAAUAUACACACGGUUAGUUGUGCUUGUACUUUUUUGAAAGAAUGUACAGAGUACACAAUACAAACAUACAUAUAUGAAGAAUUGAAUUUCUAUCAUCUGCGAAUGAUGUACUUUGUAAACUGCGGCCAAGGUUUAAACUUCUUGUUUUUUCGGUUACCAGAAUUUCGACUAAUAAGAAGAUUGAACGUCAAUGGGCGCUUACUUGGAUGAAUUAAAGGAAAGCGUUUUUACUAUUUACGAGAGAGAGAGAGAGAGAGAGAGAGAGAGAGAGAGAGAGAGAGAGAGAGAGAGAGAGAUUGUCUGCGAUUUGAUGUGUCAAUGAAAUCACAAAGAAGUCAUCAUUUUAAUCAGUUUAUUUGUCUAGGAAAUUUAUAUUUAGAGUUUGCAUCCCCUGUUGUCUACCCUCGGUAUUAUUUCUGAUAAAUGAAGGUAUAACGGAAUGCAUCUUAAAUUUUCAGGUUAUCUAGGUGGGGUGAUUUAUCACAUGAAGAAAUGCAUUACACAACUCAACGUUAACUAGUCUUCAAUGUCUGUGUUUUGAAAAUUCAUGAAAGAGUUGUCUCUUUCUAUAAAAUAAAAAAAUCUGAAAGGUGACCUAUAUUUUUCUCUAUGAGAAUUAAUGCAUAGUCACAUUAUGCACAGGUUUACAAAGCGCUUUUGAAAAAAAAAUCACUUUUACUUUUAUUCACCAAAAGAAAAAAGAAACAUGAAAAUUUCAUACCUUUCAAUGAAAAAAAAAUGCAAAACAGACGUCAAACUUUGUUAGAUCAUAGUAUUGUAAUUUAUAUGGGUUGCAAAUUUCCAAUUAUAUUUAGAUUUAAAAAAAAUGAUUCACGAGGUUAAAGCAUGUCAAACUGCCACGUAUUGAAUUGAAUAUUUGAUUUACACUAAGUAUGCGCAUGUUGGGUCAUUUAUCGGUAGACAUAUUCUGUACCUGUAGUUCAAAGCAGGUAAAAUUUAUUAUGUUGUAAAAUAAGAAAUAAAUUUCAAUUUUGAAAGUACACGAGGGUAUGGACUGUGUCGCUUCACACCAGCAUAAAGAAGCGAUGCUGUCCAUUUCAAAAAUAAAAAAAAUUACUUUUCAUGUUUAUUUAUAUUUUACUUCCAUUUCUGUCGAAAUAUUCCAGCCGUGGAAUUAUUUGUACUAUAAUUAUCAAGAUUCAUAUGCACAUUGUUCACAUUAAUAAGGAAAUGGUUUUCAUUUCAAUUGGUAAAGAUAUCGAAGAUAAAAACUUUGGAAAUGUAAAUAUAUGUAUAUAUAUCUUACACAGGUAUAUAUUUUUAUUGUUUUACAUGUAUGCAGUUAAGUUCAAAUUGUUAUCAGUGUUUGUUUUGUUUCUUUGUCUUUCUUUAAUCUAAGUGUCAUCACGAUCACAUUCCUCAGCUGUUUACCAAACACCGGAAUGUUGUGAGAUAUUAAUAAUAAAAGGAUAAUAAAAAGAA